Molecule: messenger RNA, 776 nt
Organism: Bombus huntii
Lineage: Eukaryota; Metazoa; Arthropoda; Insecta; Hymenoptera; Apidae
Gene: mRpL30
Product: 39S ribosomal protein L30, mitochondrial
Exons: 3
Coding region: 89-616 (175 amino acids)
Biological process (GO): translation
Cellular component (GO): mitochondrion; large ribosomal subunit
Molecular function (GO): structural constituent of ribosome
Source: RefSeq, a predicted model, not a curated record
CGUAAGAUGUCAGGUUUGUUCUGUACUUCACAUGUUAUAAUUUUACCUCACAUAACCUAAUAAUAAUCGCAGUUUAGAUUUGUAGAAAAUGGCAAGUCGUUUAAACGUUUUAUUAACAUUUGUACGUGGUCAUCGACAGUAUUCAAAAGCAUGGCAUAAAGAUGCUGUCACAUAUGAGAAAGUUAAAUAUUAUCCAGUUAAAAAAGAUCAUGUAGAUCCUCCAAUUACACCAUCAAAAGUUUUGAUGGUUCACAGAGUAAAACCUUGGAAGGGCAAUCCUUAUUGGGAAAAAGAUAUACUUACAGAUUUAGGAUUUGAAGAGAGAAAAAGAGAUCCAGUAUUCGUAAAAAAUACGCCAGAAAUUUGUGCUAUGCUUUGGAGAGUAAAACAUCUAGUAAAAAUUGUUCCAGUAAAAUUACCCAAAAACUUACCAAAUACAGUCGAUGAUUUAACGGAAUAUUAUGUACAUGAAAAUGGAACAGUUUACAAUACUGGAAAACUUGACCCUGUACGUUACCAAGCCACAAUGGAAUUUAAGAAUUCUGUAAAAAAGAUGAAUCAUUAUACUAUCCGGGAACAGCUAAGGCUAAAAUGGAUAAAAGGAAUUCUUAUAUAAUAUAAUAAAUAUCAUAUGUAUAGGAAAUAGAGAAACAGCCAUUGAAUAAAUAAUACACUUUAUUUAUAUAGGCAAUCAUAACAGCGCUUACUGUAUAUUAAUUUUUAAAUAGUGUUCAAAUUUCUUAAAAAUGAUUAAAGUUUUUAUGUCUUAUAAAUAA